AUGUCGCCGUCGCUCCGCAACCCUAACAUCAACGUAACUCGGAACAUCGUUGGUCGUGAUCUUAUCACCACCAUCAAGAUCGACUGCGAUGAUUUCGAAAGUUACGAGGUUCGGAGGAUUGGCCACCAAGUUCUUAUCAUUGGAAGGAACUCUAUUGGUGGACAAUCGGACGGUCGGAUCCAUCAAGAAGACAUAGGAGGUGCAGACGAUGACGUGGAAGAGGAUAUUGAUGAAAUGGAGGAUGACCGUGGUUCAGAUCCAGAUCUGGACCAACUGGAUGCCGAAAAUUCGGCCGAUUUAUUCGCUGAUUUUCGGGCCGCACAAUUAGAGGAAUGGAGAGAGGCUGAAAUCGAGGCCAAGGAAGCUGAAGAGGAAGAAUUGGAGCGGCAGAACAUCCAGGCGGCGGAGGAAUUUGGGGAGGAUGAAGCUGAAGGAGAAGGAGAAGCUGGAGAUGAAGCUGAAGAUGUUCGAGGGGAUGAUUUGGGAGAAGCUGGAGAUGUUCGAGGGGCUGAUUUGGGAGCAGCUGGAGUUGAUCAAGAAGGAGAAGCUGGAGAGGAUGAAGCUGAAGGAGAAGAGGAAGAGGAAGAAGAGGAUGAGGAGAAUGAUCAAGAGGAUGAUGGAGAUGAUCGAGGAGGAUUUGGAAUGAUGGCUGGAGAUGUUAGAGGAGCUGAUUUGGAAGAUGUUUUUGGGGAUGAUCAAGAAGAAGCUGGAGCUGAAGGAGAAGAAGAAGCUGAAGAUGAGGAUGAAGAGGAAAAUGAGGAUGAUGAAGAUGAUCAAGAGGAGGAUGAAGCUGAAGAAGGAGAAGCUGGAGAGGAGGAUGAAGAGGAAAAUGAGGAGGAAGAAGAGGAAGAGGAAGAUCAGGAUGAGCCAGGAAACGGCGUGGCGCCGAUUGCUCCGCUCAGAAUUCCGAUGCGGGUCGCGGUGUCGGCCUACAAUGCGACACUCAAUUACACAGCCGCACCCGCACCGCAGCGUCGAGCAAACAGGAAGCGAGCAGCGGACAAUCGGGGACCGCCGCCACCACCAAUCACAAUCCAAGAAGCGUGGUUCGUCGUCAAUUCGGCGGGCGACGUUCAAGACGUCUUGAUGGAGCUGCAAGAUCGGUUGUUGGCGACAGAUUAUGGGCUGAUGCACGAGGAAUUCUCCAGCAGAUUGUUCCGACUGCUUGGAGCGUUUCGUCGUGCGAGAACACCGCCUGUCGGUCAACGACUCCAGCAAUUGUGGUUGGCAACCGUCACAUUGAAAGCGGCGAUGGGUGUGGAAUGA
This is a messenger RNA of Caenorhabditis angaria, 1266 nucleotides long. Lineage: Eukaryota; Metazoa; Nematoda; Chromadorea; Rhabditida; Rhabditidae. The record is from the annotation of a GenBank genome assembly.